AUGCAUGUUAUGUUCUGCAGAGGAUCAGAAUCCUCACUGAAGCAGUGUGAGUCACUAGGAUGGGGUAAACAUUCCUGUAAUCAUGGGAAGGAUGUUGGAGUGAUCUGCUCAGAGACACCCCAGGCUGUCUUGACGGUCUCUCCACAUGGGCGGAUAUAUAGAGGACAAGCUGUCAGCCUCUCUUGUGAGGUCACAGUGCCCUCUGCUGGCUGGGAAUAUUACUGGUACAAAGGAGAUGGAUCAAGUGGCACUGCCCUCAUUGCCAGUACAGCUGAAGGCUCGUACACCCUCAGUGCUGCAGCUCUUGCACACACCGGGGAGUACAGCUGCAGAGCAGGGAGGAGCAACCCAGUCUGGUACACAGAGUACAGUCACCCUGUCCACAUACAGGUAACAGGCAGAGUGAUGUGUGGUCUGGGUGCUGCUCCUCUCCUGCUGGCCACCAUUGUACUGUGUGUGAAAUGGUACAGGAGACCAGGGCCGUCUAAUGAACCAGCUGUCCGCUACACUGGAGGGAAUGUGGAAAUUGCCAUAUAAAACACACAGAGGCUGGGUCCGUGUACUUAUGUGAAAUGAGAAUGAAGUCUGAGAGCUCAGGACUCUUUUUUCAUCAUUGUGAUGUUUCCCAGCUUGCAGGAGGGGAAAUUGGGAGUGCAGUCAUGGGGGCAUUUUAGGGAAUGGGAACAGGAAGAUGUUGUGUCUUUAAAGCGCAGCAUCUGUACAAUAUGAGCAGAGUUUCUGAUUCACCUGGGCUGCACUUGUGAUCUUCCUGUAGUUAGUUUGCUUUGAUUGCUGUAUGUUUGUUCUAGGUUAGGUCACUGAUGCAGUAA
Conger conger (European conger) is the source of this 830-nucleotide messenger RNA. Its product is annotated as deleted in malignant brain tumors 1 protein-like. Gene Ontology annotation, cellular component: membrane. Bases 1 to 537 code for a protein of 178 amino acids. Gene Ontology annotation, molecular function: transmembrane signaling receptor activity. Lineage: Eukaryota; Metazoa; Chordata; Actinopteri; Anguilliformes; Congridae. The record is from RefSeq and is a predicted model, not a curated record. The transcript is spliced from 4 exons. Gene Ontology annotation, biological process: cell surface receptor signaling pathway.